AUGCUGAUUUCCAAGGGAUUCUUCGCGAGAUUCUCGAAGCGAAGACGAACGUUGUUGGACGAAGUUCUUCAAUCUGCAAAAGUUGGUGAUAAAAUGGAACUCACCUUUGCUAAUUGGAGGCGAGCUAUGAAAUCAGCUGGUUAUUCGGAGAUGGAAGCCGCAUUCAUUUUUCAAAAAUACGACAGGGAUGGUGAUAAUAUGCUCGACUUUCUUGAAUGCCGUAAAAUGCGUGAAGAUUUCAGUUUGGGGCUUGCUUUCCAACCAAUGGACUCCGACGAUGAGGAGAAAACCAAGGAUACUGAGUCGACGAAUCUCGAUUCCAAUAAAGAUGUGUUCGCUGAUCGAGAAGACUGCGAGGAGCUGAAUGAACGCAUAGUCCAGGUAGAAGAAGGCAUGAACAAUAUUGUGCGCCAAAUCUCCUCAAUUAUCGGCAACAUUGAGCGUACCGAACGCGCAAGAAGAGAAAACGAGCAUGCCUUAAUGAAAGGCAUCAUCUAA
This is a messenger RNA of Rodentolepis nana, 498 nucleotides long. The record is from the annotation of a GenBank genome assembly. Lineage: Eukaryota; Metazoa; Platyhelminthes; Cestoda; Cyclophyllidea; Hymenolepididae.